AUGGUCCGCCUAUCUGGAGCUGUACCUCGGGCCUUUGUGCUCCUCUCUGGGCUAGCAGCUGCUUCUUCACUGGAUAACUUUCUUCAGAAACCCCUGCAACAUCUAGGAGAUUUGAUUCGAUCCGGUAAAGAUGACGGUAUUGCUGGCGGGAAGUCCGGACAGAGAAGACCCAACGUGGUCUUCAUCUUGACUGACGAUCAGGACCUCCACAUGGGCUCACUCGACUAUAUGCCGCUCACCAAGAAGCAUAUCACCGAACAGGGGACAUUCUUCAAGCGCCAUUUCUGCACCACAGCUGUCUGCUGUCCUUCACGGGUAUCUCUGCUCACUGGGAAAUUGGCACAUAACACAAAUGUGACCGAUGUCACCCCUCCGUACGGUGGCUUUCCCAAGUUCGUCUCAGAGGGCCAUAACGACGCAUACCUUCCCGUCUUCCUCCAGGAGGCCGGUUACAAUACGUAUUACACCGGGAAGCUCUUCAAUGCUCACACGGUGGACAACUAUGCGGAUCCCUACCCCAGGGGCUGGACGUCCUCUGACUUUCUCCUGGAUCCUUAUACCUACCAGUACUUGAACGCCACUUUCCAGCGCAACCGGGACCCUCCAAUCAACCACGAGGGCGAGUAUACCACCGACGUUCUCGCCGGCAAGGCCCUUGGGCUCUUGGACGAGGCGCUUGGCAGCGACAAGCCGUUCUUCCUUGGUGUGGGCGUGACGGCACCGCACGCCCAUGUGGACCCUUUCCCUAUCGACUUGGGUCCCGGAGAGUUAAAAGCACGAGGCGAAGCUGCUACUUUCAUGAUCGGUGGUGCCGAUGGCAAGUCUGUUAUGAAGCCGCCCAUCGCAGCUGAGCGGCAUAAGCAUCUGUUCCAGGAUGUUGUUGUGCCUCGCACCGAGAAUUUCAACCCGGACAAGGAGUCGGGGGCAAGCUGGAUCCGGCAACAGCCCAAGCAGCCCGAGGCCAACGUUGCGUUCAAUGACCACUUCUACCGUCAGCGUCUGCGGGCGCUACAGGCCGUGGAUGAGCUCGUCGACAGCGUCUUCGAGAAGCUGGAGGCUGCUGGCAUCCUGGACAACACCUACGUCUUUUAUUCCGCAGACAACGGUUACCACAUUGGUCAGCACCGGCUGCAGCCCGGAAAGGAGUGUGGGUACGAAGAAGACGUGAACAUUCCGCUCAUCGUGCGUGGCCCUGGUGUGCCGGCUGGCCAAGUCUCUGAGAUUGUCACGACGCACACAGACUUGCUUCCGACCUUUCUCAAUCUGGCCCAAGCAGAUCAUCCCUCUUCUGAAUUCGAUGGAGUCUUCGUCCCGCUCACGGAGCAAGGUCUGGAGGACGCGAAAGAGACGAGACACGAGCACGUCACUGUAGAAUACUGGGGCAUUUCUCUCUCUGAAGGCGCGUGGGGUCAGUUUGGCUCAAACGAAACAUUCUGGAUCACCAACAACACCUACAAAUCGCUCCGAGUGAUAUCCAAAGAGUACAACCUCUACUACUCUGUAUGGUGCAGCAAUGAGCACGAGCUGUACGAUCUGAAUACCGACCCAGGGCAACUGAACAACCUGCUCCACCCAGAUACCAAGAGCCCUUCUACGCUCUUGGGUCAUUCUGUCGACACCAUUGUCUCGAGGCUAGAUGCGUUGUUGUUUGUGACCAAGUCUUGCAAGGGCAGCACCUGUACUCGACCCUGGCAAGCCCUCCAUCCCCAGGGGAAUGUUGGUUCGCUCAGAGAUGCGCUGUCGCCCAGAUUCGAUGCUUUUUACAAACAGCAACCCUCGAUCAAAUACUCUCGAUGUGAACCAGGUUACAUCGUCGAAGCUGAAGGCCCGCAGUUUGAGAAACACGGUUAUGCCUACUGGAAGGGCACACGAUGGAGCGAUUGGACCUAG
Thyridium curvatum is the source of this 1890-nucleotide messenger RNA. RefSeq lists its product as uncharacterized. Gene Ontology annotation, biological process: phenol-containing compound metabolic process. The record is from RefSeq and is a predicted model, not a curated record. Gene Ontology annotation, molecular function: arylsulfatase activity; N-acetylglucosamine-6-sulfatase activity; glycosaminoglycan binding. NCBI's taxonomy places the organism in Eukaryota, Fungi, Ascomycota, Sordariomycetes, Thyridiales, Thyridiaceae. The transcript has 3 exons. Bases 1 to 1890 code for a protein of 629 amino acids.